GCGGAAUGGUUUGGUCCACUCGGCGCACCAACUUGCCCUUCUUGAUAGGCAUAAAAUAUUUUCCACUGCCUGUUACUCCUCGGAAAGGAGGAAAUGGCCCAGGUACAAUGCGAGCUAACCGCGUCAUCCAGAGAUUUUCGUGCUUUAUUACUGGCAUGGAAGUCACGCGGCUGUUUGACGUUAUUGCUCCGAACAAAUGAGCAGUUGCGGCAUCCCUGGGUUCCACUACUAUCAGGUCGCUUGGAGAUGCAUUCAAAUAACGAUUCGACUAUUUGAUGUGGUCCUCGGCAGAGAUUGGAAAGUGGAUCGACUUCUUGCAAAUAUCAUUUCGACACCCGUCCACUCACGUCGGUUUCUUGAUGCCACUACUGCUAGUAGUACUAUAUGUCCACUGCCACUGCAGUGUGACACGUUAUAGCACGCGUGCGGUGGAGGGCAGAGCUGCCCAGUGCCUGACUCGCACGCGAUAUCGGAUGCCAACCGCGGCGUUGGCACAGUGCCCGACUGCCGCAAGCCACCAGCCAUCGCGCUGAGUGUGCUUGGGUCAGACUUCGACCGCUCAUCGUCAUAAUAAUUGAAUGAUUGGCUCUCCCAUCAUGCCAAGAUGCUGCAUCCUUGAUGAGAAGAGAGACGCCCCGUGCCUCGGAGGAUUAUCGCCCGAGUCGAAUCAGGGUACAAACCCCCGUAUGACCACGAUACACAUCAUAUGACCCCGAACGGAACGCACUGAUAUCCGGACGUCGUACGCUUACUCAUGUUCAGCGCAGUUGACGCUUCUGCAGCAUAAUACGUAUUGACCAGGAAGACACUGGGCUUGAACAGAUGAUUAAGACCGUGUAACCUAUACUAAGUUUCGGCCUGGCAGAGCACACAUUCCAUAUUCUAGGGAAGCGCUCUACAAGCUGAGCCGUUCUCCUCUACAAAUGUAUCAUUCACAGCUGCAGCAUCUGGGCAGAGAAGGGCGAGUGCAAUACUGCCUCCCCGUCCAUGAGCGACACGAUAUGGUACGUCAUUGUCAAAGAGCUUGCCACGGCAACAAACAUUGCUUUUCUUGCCCUUGACGGAGUUUCGAACUAGACACGGGCAGGAUAGAAUGGUGUCGGCCUGCGCUGCAAAACCCCAACCAUGAAUGUCUCCUCACACUGGUGAAAGGGUAUGGGACAGUCCUGGACGAAUGAUCCGGAAAGGUAGGCUAGCCUCCUAUGUGUUCGUGAACGCUCGCUCUCGAGACACAAAACUUGUGACCACACUGCCUCCUCAAAGCUUCCAGGUGGCAUAUUCCGCUCCAAGACGUGGUUAUUCCGGCCUUGGAUGAUGGUACAGAGUACAUCAUCGCCAUGGCUGUGGCUGCGGGCCUCCUGGAUGAGCCAUUCGAAAAGACACCCCAGAUUUCCCGACCGCAGUCCCAGUGGGUGUAUCCCGCAAUCCCCCACGGAAGAAGAACGUUCAGGCCGAAUGGUCCCACGUUACCGGGGUGAGAUGGACCUUUGCUCCCUGUACCAAGCCCAUCUGCCCUCGGUCAAUUUCACCUUGGCUUUGGAAGUUGUCGCAAUGAUGUUUCCGGUAAACAGUGGGAGCCACAUCGAAACCACACCGUUUCCCAGCUUACGGUCUGGGACAUUCCGGUGCCAUACGAUACAAAUGUACAUCGCAAACAUAAGCUUUGCGUUUACAAAGCGGAGACUCGUUGCGGCAUCGUCAUUGACAGGGAAUUAAAGUUCGGCUGACCCUGGCAAACGUUCCAAGUCCCACAACAGGCAUCGAAGGGUCCAUAGAGGGCAUCGCUCCUGGUGGUGCAAUAAAUACUGAGCGGCCAUAAUCUGCGUCCUUCCGCAGUCGGAUGUGGUCAGAGGUUGUGGAAUAGAGCGUGUACUGCUGUGACAGAUGCAGAGAACAAGGUCUUAAAUCCAGCUCCGUAACGUCUGGCUACAGUCUCAUGGCUGUGGUGUCAUUUUCCCCAAAUUCGAGGAAUGACUGUCUGGCACUUCAGUCACUGCUGAUAAUGCCGGAAUCGUCUUCAGCUCGCAGAAGCAGAAUCGGCUUUCCCUAAACUGGUAUUCUUUGCCUGUGUUCCAAAGCGCAUGAACCCGGUCCAAACCUCGGAAAUCAAUCCCACCGUUGCCGUCGUCUGAGUGGGAGUAACCGGGCGUCGGAUUCCCAGCGGCUCGCAGCACAGUAUCAACCCGCAUCCCUCAGAACUCAAAAGCGAGUCUGCUUUCACCAAUGCUCCAGUCCAGGAGAUGCGCUAAACAGGAACGGUAGUAGGUUAUGUUGCCUACUGCAGUAAUAGAGACACCGAUGAAGCCUACGCCCACUCCGCUUAGACCAUUUGUCGACGGCAGAAGGAAGACUACGCAAGGAGCAACCCUGCCAUAGCCGUUAGAAUGCACGAUGAAUGGCGCGGAAGGGCACCUUUUCAGCUGGAUUCAAACGCCAUAAGACAGUGACGGAAUGGUAUCCAACCAACGAGUAUCCAGAGGGCGAAUUCAUCGGAGGUCUUGGUCCGAUCAUUGUCGCAUUCGAAUGAUAACCUUGUACAUAGGCCUCUCAACUUGCCUGUCAGUGUCACCUGGUUCCAGCCUGCGCUCCUUUGUGGUACUCGGCACCUCCGAUAUUCGCCGUACCACUCGUACACAAACUCUUUUCAACGCAACUUCCUCAGCUCUCAGGCCCAUCUGACAAACUACCACAGUGUGUCAUAUGCCAGUUUGACUGCUGGUCGGGGUGUUACAGACGCUGCUGGAGACCUUUUUCGCUGCGAGUUGUACGCCAUGUUGUCCCCUGCAACAAUCUGCGUGAUCCUUACCCUGGCACUGAUCCUCUAACGGCUGAAGCGCCAACACUGGCAGUUGAAAGCACGAUCGACGGGCCCGUGCACCGACUAAAGGCGGGACGAGCUUGGCCUCACGUCACGAGAAUAUCUCAAAAGCAGCUCUCUCGGUUCAGUUGGACUGUACAAUAGUAAUAACGUUGUACAAUCAGACGAGCUUCGAACAUCACUAGUAUUGGUUGAUCUUCUCUCCCUGGUGUUGGCCUGCAAAUCUGGAAUACAACGGCACACGUUGUAAGGGGUGUCACCAUGUUCACAAUGCUAUUGCGGUCCUGGCUUUGGUGUCCACUACGGUUGGAGCAGCAAAGCCCUCUUCAUUCACGAUCCCCAACUUGCACCACGAUUCAGCUUUGCAAUAAUGUCCUUCGAUCUCAAGGUGACAAGCCAAUAGUGCAAGACAUCACCAAUGGAUGUAUUUGCAGAUCCAGAGCAUAGUCGCCAUGCAGGAUCAGACCACCAUACCAGAGUUUUAGCGUAUCCAUCAACUCCAUCUCAUUGCCACAACGCCUUCUCCGGAUACUCUUCUCACUUACCAGGAUUAUACAAUGCCGAUGAACAUGACCAUUAAUACGGUGAUCGUCUUUCUAUACGCCGGGGCCAACUGCACUGGACUUCAACGCACAUUUGCUGGAGUCUCCAACAAGCAGGGCGGCCCGCUUGAAGUCCGCUGCUCGCUUUAAACUGACCGAGAUGUCAAAGAUCCCAUGCCGGCAUCAAAGCUCAACGAGAGAGUGUAGCAAGCAAAUAUGCAGGGUGUCUGUGCGAGGACAGAUGGAGCACACUGCCACCCACCGUAGAAGCAGCAGCUUUCCCAGCCACCCACUGCCCUGGAGCUGCUUUUGGGCCUGUCCAGCCAUAGAAAUUCACGGCCGAACGGCGAGUGCGUUUCGCGGUGAAGACUCUCAUGUCGCCUAGCGAAUUUUCAGGUGGUACUGGCCGGGCCGCCCCUCCCACUCCCAAAUCGCAAGAACAGAACCAGAAGGGAAGCCGGACUCUAGGCGAGUUCGUUCUAGUGGACGUCCACUGCAUAGUCGAUUGGGCCCCCUCGCUCUUCUCCCACGGCACUAUCGUAUCUUGCCGCCAACAGUCAGCGUUCAAGUCUUCUGCGUCGAUGUGCUUUGCGACACAUUCUCGCUGGGGCUUGCUUCGUCGCUCUACGUCGAUCUCGGUAUAGAAGAGUACGUGGGUAAUGUGGCCCGCCAUGGCCGACACAUGUCCUCCAGCUGCGUGAAAGCUUAAAUGGACAGAUGACAUCGUGCUUUAGGAAAAUCUGGACACAAAUAUACCCCAAGACCAGCCUGGGGAAGACGCAAAACCACUUUCGAUCCUGGGGCCACUGGAAGCCCGGUCCCGGAAUGACAGCUGGAGCCGUGAAACUCUAUUCACCGGGAAUGGGCUACUUGAUAGAGGCGUGUGCAACCAGGGCUUUCCUAGUCGAAAGUUGGUCGGUCUGCCACUCUUAAGCGGGCAACCCCGUCCACUCCUCUUACGCUGAGUACAUGAUCGCGCUCUGCUCAUCGGUCGAGAGUACCGAGAGUGGACCUCACAGCCCAAACGGCCCCUUCAAGACAACAGUUGACCAAGUCUCUCUUGUGUCCCGAUGCACUUACCCGUCGUUGCCCUUGGUUCAGAGAGACGCUGGAUCUGUCCUGAUUCCAGGCAGCAAACCAGGAGUAGCCCCCUCCGUGCUUUUGGUCCACCACAUUUUUCGGUCCAACCCUGUUAAGUUGCUUGAGGCCAUUUCCACAACCGGCCCCUUGGCUUCCUGACACAACGGACCAGAGCCCGCGCAACCAAGCGAACGCAUUGGCCGCGGUCGGUAUGUAAUAACCCCCGUUCUGAACAUCCUCAGCUCCGCGGCCUUUGCCUCGCUUCGUCUUGUUGCCGACCUUCCGUCACACGUGCGCUUGCGCCAAUGUUGGAGUUAUCGAUUUAUCGGUCUAACCAUGUUGGGGUCUGAAAACUCAAUUCAAAGAAAGACCGGGACGCGACGAGCAGUGGCAUGUCGAGGCUACAGCCAGCAGGGUGCAUUCGCCUGUCGCUGAUAUCACUAUCAGCGGGACUAAGUACUAAACUGGCGCAGCAGAACUCUGUCCAGAUCAUACUUCGCCUAGCCGAGCCAGGGCUCAGACGUCCAACUCCCACCUGCUUGUUCAUCGACGAAGCGUGGCACUUGUUACUGUUUCUCCAGCAGCCAGCUAUUCAGGGGUGGGAUGGCGUGAGGAUGACCACUAACCAGUCUCGAACUCUCCACUCAAGGUAAAUCACGUUCAUGUUGGGUCUAAGGCAUGACAGCCCGCCGAGUCGUGGUCGCACCGCACAUCGGUGGGGCAUCCAAUGCUGUCUGUAGAACCAAAUGCGGUUUCAUCCUGUGCACAAACACCUUGUUGUCAGGCAGUCCUAGCCAACCUAAGCAACAUUGUGUGGCCGAAUCGAUGUCGUGAGGCUCUGAGUCGGAAUAGAAAAACCCAGCAGUGGAUGCAUCCCAACCGGAAUGCCUCUCUACCAUUUUCAACUGCCAGCAGCCUCGCAAUACGCUUCCAACCCAUUCUUACGGCGUCUUUUGAGCCUAUUUAUCAGAACGUCAAAGCCGCUGAGAUAUGUCACGAACAAUAGAGCUUACCGUAAGACAAGCCACAGAAAUAGUUCAGAAUAACACGACAGGCCAAGUUGAUCCUCGAAUUCUCCAGGUUCUUGAGCGAGCCCUCGCUCAGACUUGGCGCAAUAUACAGGCACAACCGA
Molecule: messenger RNA, 5572 nt
Organism: Exophiala dermatitidis NIH/UT8656
Lineage: Eukaryota; Fungi; Ascomycota; Eurotiomycetes; Chaetothyriales; Herpotrichiellaceae
Exons: 5
Coding region: 1312-1716 (134 amino acids)
Source: RefSeq, a predicted model, not a curated record